Aspergillus glaucus CBS 516.65 is the source of this 1170-nucleotide messenger RNA. RefSeq lists its product as uncharacterized. NCBI's taxonomy places the organism in Eukaryota, Fungi, Ascomycota, Eurotiomycetes, Eurotiales, Aspergillaceae. Gene Ontology annotation, biological process: transcription elongation by RNA polymerase II. The record is from RefSeq and is a predicted model, not a curated record. The transcript is spliced from 3 exons. Gene Ontology annotation, cellular component: nucleus; elongin complex. The coding region runs from base 1 to 1170 and encodes 389 amino acids.
AUGCCGGCCCCAUCGCUCCUUCAGCUGUCCACGGCGGCUGCCGUCAAAAACAUGAAGUACCUCGACGAUAUUGGCAGCAUACCAUAUUCUCUUGCUCGACCAUUCCUUCUGAAGAUCGAAAGCCCCGAGAAACUGCGAUCGAUCGAAUUGCAAUCACCGCACAUUAUGAAAGACAAUGAAGAAAUGUGGAUCGGUUUCAUCAAGCGCGACAUCCCCAAGUGGGAAGAAUACGAUUUCCCCGAACACCCCGAGUCCUGGUACCAAGUCUACUGCGAUCUCCGAGAACGAGUGCAAAGGGAAGUGGAUAAGGAUGCGGAACAACUGAAGCAGGCCAUGGAGGGCAUCAACUCGAGGCGCGCCCAACACAGUACUAAGCUCGUGACCGACCAGCGCCUUCCCCCGAUGAAACCGACAGAGAGAGCACGAUAUGCCGCGUAUGAUAGGAAGAAAGGUGGUAUUGCACCGGUCUUCGCUUCCUCUUCUUCCGGGAUCUCUGCAGAUCCGAUGGGAGGUUCUGCGUGGUCGUUUGAGCGGCCGCAGAUUCCGCGCUCGUUCUCGGGGGAUGGAAAGAAGAAAAGCAGCAUCUUCUCUGCGCCGAAACGGAAUAAAGCCCUUGCUGUUCCGACUGGUCAACUGCACAGCAGAGCGUCAAAGGUCAGGAUGGCUCCGCGGUCUCUUGUUGAAGCGCAUCGACAGCCUUCUGAGCCUCUUGCUACACGAAAGGCCCCUCCAGCUUCGAAAGCGCAUCCAGCUUUGAGAGCGCCAGGACGGACUAGGUCGCAGCCUGCGUUCGGAUCGAACAAUCCUGUUAUUACGCCAUCUUUGCAGGAAAGAGAGGUGAGGUUGCGAGCUUUGACUUCUGGGAAGCCCGUUAGCUCUCCAGCCUCGAGAACACCGGCACAAACAUCCACACCAGCAACCGGAGAUUCGUCUCCACCAUUACCAGCCAAAAGAAAGGUCGACGAUCUUUUCGAAGCUUCACCAGAGCCCGAGCCUCAAGAUGAUACGCAGGAACCGAAACGGAAGGCCGUAAAGCGUGCUAGUCCAGAGCCAACAUCAGAUACGGGUCAGUCCAAGACACCACCAGCACAGGCACCACGCAUUGCAACGAUCCGCAAGAGACCUGCUCCGAGCAUCUUCAUGCCACCAAAGAAAAAGAAGGUGACCUGA